GUCGCCGCCACCGCGGCCGCCGCCCGUCGCCGCGGUUGCGCUGUGGGCUGCGGUUGACGAGGAGGGAGGGAGGUCGCGAUGCCGAUCGAGCUACCGCGGGGGCUGCCCUUCGCCGUGGACACGUGGACGGCCGCCUCCGCCGUCAAGCGCCACCGCUUCCUGACCCACGCCCACCGCGACCACAUCGCCGGCAUCACCGCCACCAACGUCGCCGCCGUCUACGCCUCCCGCCUCACCAUCCUCAUCGCCUGCCACAUCUUCCCCCAGCUCGAUCGCGCCGACGCCUUCGUGGAGGUGGAGCUGGGCGCGCCGGUGCUCGUCCCGGACCCCGACGGCGACUUCACCGUCACCGCCUUCGACGCCAACCACUGCCCCGGCGCCGUCAUGUUCCUCUUCGAGGGCGCCUCCUUCGGCCGCGUCCUUCACACCGGCGACUGCCGCCUCACCCCCGACUUCCGCUUCCUCGCCGCCGACUACGUCUUCCUCGACUGCACCUUCGCCGCCUGCUCUCUCCACUUCCCCUCCAAGGACGACUCCAUCCGCCAGGUCAUCAAUUGCAUCUGGAAGCACCCCAAUGCACCGGUGGUUUAUCUCGUGUCCGACAUGCUUGGCCAAGAGGAGAUACUCAUGGAGGUGUCAAAGGUGUUUGGAUCCAAGAUUUAUGUAGACAGGGACAAGAAUUCAGAGUGUUAUCACACCCUCUCCCUCGUCGCGCCGGAGAUCCUCACCGACGACUCGUCGUCUCGCUUCCAGGUGAUUGGUUUCCCCAGGUUGUCGGAGCGAGCAACGGAGAUGCUCGCGUUGGCACGGGCGAAGCACCAGCCUGAGCCACUCAUCAUCAGGGCUUCUUCGCAAUGGUACGCGUACUAUGAGCCACCAGAGGGAUCGACCAAGAGGAAACCGGCACUGACAGAGCCAAUGCGCGAUGAAUUCGGGGUGUGGCACGUCUGCUUCUCGAUGCAUUCGUCCCGCGAAGAGCUGGAGCAGGCGUUGCGGUUCAUCCAGCCCAAAUGGGUCAUCUCCACAACCCCUCCAUGUAUGGCGAUCGAGCUGUCCUAUGUCAAGAAGCACUGCUUCGCGUCCCGGUUACGCAAUGAUGAUCCCCUCUGGAAGCUGCUCAGGUUGUCUGAUGGAAAUUCUGCAGUUUCAGGAUCACCACUGGCUGUACCAACUGUAGAGAUGAUCAAGAAAUGUGAGGAGGAAGAGGUCACUUGUUCUGUCAAGGACUCUUUCAGUUCUGAUGGUAUCAGGAUGCGGGAUCAAGAACCAACUCUGGAAGACUUUGAAAUCAACGUGGAGCCACCUGUGACACUGUUCGGGAUAGCGAGGUUUGGAUUGACAGAGGAACCUGAAUUGUGGAAGGAUGAGCAUGAGAGUGUCGAAAUCGACGAGCUUAAAGUGCAGAUGGAGAAUUCAGCUACAGAAUGUGAGCAGUGGAAGGAUGGCAUAUCUGUCUUAGGCUCUGAAGUAAUUGAUUCAGUUGAAAUUGUGGCCAAAGAGCAGGACUCAGCAAUAGAAUCUGAACAGUUGAAAGAUUGCGAACCUAAAGAUGGAACCAAAGCAACUGAUGUAACUGAAGUUGAAGUGAAUGAGCACACAUCAUGUACAGAAUCUGUACUUUGGAAAAUGGACAGAAGUGAUGAGUGUGUGACAACUAAGAGAGGUGAAUUUGAAGCUGAAGAACAGAAAUUCACUGGCAGAUACCAGUUUUGGAAAAUAUGCAAGCCCAAGGAGAUGGAGGGUGCUAAAUUGACUGUACAAGGUAAAAACACUGUUGAAGCACUUGAUCAGGUUUUGGCCAUCGAUCGUCUAGCCUACUUGCAUGACAACAACCAAGAGGUAACAAAAGAGGGUAUUGCUCCAUCAGAAACUGAUCAGGAGAACUCUAAAGUUCCUGACAAGGGAAGCAGUGACUCCUCGAAUGCUAUUGGAUCAUCAAAAGGUCUGAAUGCCAACCUGAGAAAGCUGUACAGGUCGAUGAACGUGCCGGUUCCUCGUCCCCUGCCCUCAUUAGUUGAGCUCAUGGCAGCCUCAAAGCGACCAAGGGUUUCUCCUGCUGUGCAGCUGUAGGCCUAUCAUAGAUUCAUCUGUUGUUUCCGGCCUCUACUUUCAGUCAUUAUUUGAGUUAGACCUGUCAUUCAAGAAUACUUCCAUUGUAACAGCGAUGCUAUAGCAUAAUAAUAUACUAUAAUUGUUCUUAAUAGCUAACUAAUUUGAAUGAAAAUACCAUGCUUACAAA
Molecule: messenger RNA, 2239 nt
Organism: Oryza sativa Japonica Group (Japanese rice)
Lineage: Eukaryota; Viridiplantae; Streptophyta; Magnoliopsida; Poales; Poaceae
Biological process (GO): double-strand break repair via nonhomologous end joining; interstrand cross-link repair
Molecular function (GO): damaged DNA binding; 5'-3' DNA exonuclease activity
Source: RefSeq, a predicted model, not a curated record